AUGACGGCUUUCUUCUGUCGCAGGUAUCCCGACUACUGGACGGAUUACAUGUGGUUGGUGAUAUGUGGCGCAAUCAUGUCUUUCGUAAUGGCUGCUGGUAUUGGAGCCAACGACGUGGCUAACAGUUUUGGAACGUCCGUGGGCGCCAAGACAAUUACCUUAAAGCAGGCGUGCUUGAUCGCUGCCGUGUUCGAAUUUGCGGGCUCCAUCGGCCUGGGUGGCGAGGUGACCAAAACCAUCGCCGGAAACAUUGCUCGACCGGAAGCUUUCCGAGAUGAUCCCGAGCUGUUCGCUUUCGGUAUGCUAUGCGCGCUGGUGGCUGCGUCCACCUGGGUCUUUACGGCGACGUACUUCUGCCUCGCAGUCAGUACAACACAUAGCGUCAUUGGUGCCGUGCUCGGAUUCGCCCUGGUCUGGAAAGGCAAGAGCGCCGUUGUCUGGAACGACAAGGUGAAUGCGUUCCCCUACUCCAAGGGCCUCGUACCGGUCGUCUGCUCCUGGUUCGUAUCGCCCUUGUGCGCGGGUAUAUCCGCAGCCUUCCUGUUCUUCAUCAAUCGAUUAAUCAUCCUGCGUCGUCAAAACAGCACAACUCUGGCCAUCUACAUGUACCCCGUCCUUGUUGGCAUUACCGUCUUCAUCAACUUGUUCUUCGUGAUCUCUAAGGGCGCCAAGGCCGUCGUGAAGUGGAACUCCAACAAGGCCGCCUGGGUAUCGGGUGCAGUGUCCGGUGGCUGCGUCCUCCUGGCGUGUGUGCCAGGUAUUCCGCUGCUACGCUGGGCAGUGCGACGCGACAUGGAGAGGGCUGCACAGAAGGCGGCAGACGCGGAGGCCAACGCAGACAAGAUGCAGGUGGAAGAGCUGGAGGAGCCGGAACCCACAUCUAAGUACAUGAAGUUCCUUAACAAGAUUAAAAAGGCGGCCACACACGGCCUUAACAAAGACAUUCAUAAGAAAGUGGAGACCGACCAGGAGGUGCACGACAUGCACGCCGCUGCGGAGAUCUUCAACCCCGAGACGGAGCAGGUGUACAAGUAUCUGCAGGUCUUCUCGGCCUGCGCGGUGUCCUUCGCCCACGGCGCUAACGAUGUGGCCAACGCCGUGGGACCGUUCUCCGGAAUCUGGUACGUGUACCGCAAGUGGGCUGUGUCGUCCAACGGUGAUACGCCGUACUGGGUGCUGGCGCUGGGCGGCAGCGGCAUCGUGGUGGGGUUGGCGACGUACGGAUACAACAUUAUGUCGACGCUGGGUGUUGGUCUGGCGAAGAUGACGCCGUCUCGUGGCUACUGUGCGGAGCUGGCGACGUCCUUCACUGUGUCGUUGGCAUCAGUGUACGGCCUGCCUAUCUCCACGACUCAAUGUAUCACGGGGGCGGAGAUUGGUGUCGGCCUUGUUGAAUCUAUUCGCACAGGCGUCAACUACAAGCUCUUCGGCAAACAAAUUUUGGCUUGGGUCUUCACUCUCAUUGUUGCGGGCUUUCUGUCGGCCGCCUUCUUCGCCGUAGGGGCCUACGCGCCAUCCGUCAACAUGGGCAAGGCAAGUGGUUUCGAAGCGGCUCCGAGUAGCCCCACUACGGUGGGGGCGGGGGGCACCCGUGAUACUCCCUGA
This is a messenger RNA of Volvox carteri f. nagariensis, 1605 nucleotides long. RefSeq lists its product as uncharacterized. The transcript has 13 exons. Gene Ontology annotation, biological process: phosphate ion transmembrane transport. Gene Ontology annotation, molecular function: phosphate transmembrane transporter activity. The coding region runs from base 1 to 1605 and encodes 534 amino acids. Gene Ontology annotation, cellular component: membrane. The record is from RefSeq and is a predicted model, not a curated record. NCBI's taxonomy places the organism in Eukaryota, Viridiplantae, Chlorophyta, Chlorophyceae, Chlamydomonadales, Volvocaceae.